AUGACUUCAAGAUCUCCAAUCUCACUUGCAAGUUUAAUGAACGACCCUACACCUCCUCCUCAGCCACAUCCACAAUCACAACAACAAUCACAGUCACAACCUCGUUCACAAUAUCCCACAACAACCACACACAAUUCAAUGCAGCAACAGCCUUUAGAACCAUCACCACAACAAUCAGAAGCUAAAAAGACUUUAUUGUCUACUUCAUCCCCAGAAGGUAUUCAGGUUGCAUCCAAAAUUACCCCAACACGUUUGGCCAAUCUACUCAUACGCAAAGGGCCAUUGCCAAUACGUCAUAUCACUUCGCAGUUGGCGUUAGAAGUACCAUCGUUUGAGUUAUUAUCGUUAUCGAAGCAACGUAGAUUAAUUAUGGCAGCCAUGGAGCAAACCGAUACUGUGAAUAAUGUUGUAUUUGAAAAGAUUGGUUGGGGACAAUGGGCGGUUCGGAAGAUAGAUUCUGAUUAUAUUGUAACUGAAGGAACCGAGAAAUCAUCUAACUCCAAUACUUCUGGUGGUAGUGGUGGUGGAUCAGCUAACGAGAAAUUAAUAAAUGUCAAUGAUUUGAGAAAUCAACUGAAUUUGAAAUUAGGUUGGUCAAAAAAGAAAAAACUGGCCAGUACCGGUGUUGGUUCUGGGUUGAAUUCUCGCAGAGAGUCCAUAACUAAUCAUGUAAAAUCAUUACACAAUAUCAAAUUGCCAAAUGAGAGUAUCGACAAUGCUAUUGCUUCGGAGUCAAGCGACGAAGAUGAUGAUGAUGACCAAGAGGAAAUAGAUGAUUAUGCUUUAUCUGAUACCGAAUCUUCCGACGAAGAAAUGUUUGCCUUUGAUGAGAAAAAUAGAGCCAGCUCAAAUGUAAACAACCCAAUAACUGCUAUAUCAGAACAUACUGUUAGUGGUACCCCACCUAUUAAGUUUGCCCGAAGAGUUCCAAUAAAGAUCAGUCCACCACCAGAAGCUGGAGCAAUCAACAAUGGAAGUUCUGCUAGUCGAAGAAGAAAAUCAUCUUCAUCAGUAUCCAAUUCAAUUACUAAACCUUACAGGCAACAUUUGUUCAACACUAGAUCAAGACUAAACUCAAUAGAGAAUUUAGAUAACUACAUUGUUUCGUCAGCGAAAAACUCAAGUGUUCUGAUUAGCUCCCCACCUCCGCCAAUUUCAUUCAGUUCAUCACCGGCCACAUCCGUAGCCUAUGAAGAGCAUUACAAUUUGAAUCAACAACAACUGCUGCUGUUUCAACAAAAAUUACAACAGCAACAACAGCAACAAAAAAAUCAAAGGAGAAAAUCUUCAUUCAAUGAAUCACAUGUUAGAUCGACAUUAUCCAAUGUGAAAACAAGUUCUGACGAUACUGAUGAAGAGGAUUGGGCCGCUAUGGGACCUGAAUCUCUUCGUAACAAUCGGAAAAACAGUAUACCUGCUGCCUUAAGAAAUGAUAUUGAUUCCAGUGGUGUUGAUGAAGAAGAAAAAUCUGCUGCCUUUGCAUUAGUUGAUCUAAUGUCAGUAUAA
Molecule: messenger RNA, 1506 nt
Organism: Candida dubliniensis CD36
Lineage: Eukaryota; Fungi; Ascomycota; Pichiomycetes; Serinales; Debaryomycetaceae
Gene: STB3
Product: Stb3p
Exons: 1
Coding region: 1-1506 (501 amino acids)
Biological process (GO): positive regulation of transcription from RNA polymerase II promoter by glucose
Cellular component (GO): nucleus
Molecular function (GO): sequence-specific DNA binding
Source: RefSeq, a predicted model, not a curated record